Antrostomus carolinensis (chuck-will's-widow) is the source of this 2346-nucleotide messenger RNA. Its product is annotated as fer-1-like protein 4. NCBI's taxonomy places the organism in Eukaryota, Metazoa, Chordata, Aves, Caprimulgiformes, Caprimulgidae. Gene Ontology annotation, biological process: plasma membrane organization. The record is from RefSeq and is a predicted model, not a curated record. The annotation marks the transcript as partial. The transcript has 18 exons.
CUCUUUCGCUGGCCUCACUACGGGAAGCUUGUCAUGGGAGAGAUGCUGUCGAUUAAGGUUUACAACUGCAGCAAGGUUUUCAGUAACAGGCUUCUUGGGACCCUUGUCCUCAGCCUUCAGCACCUGAUGACAUCUGGGAGGCUGAUCCUCCGGGAGGCCCUUGUCGACAGGAACCACAAAGUCACCGGUAUCUACAUUGAGUUGGAUUUGCGCUACCAGCCUCCAGAUGGCUCAGCUGGGACCUGGGCUGAAGAGGACUUUGUCUAUCAGAUGAAAGACAGCUCGGAGUUAAUAAUCCGCAAUCCUGGAUUCGAGGAGCUGGAGGCAGCCGAGGGGCCGAGAGCGAGGGACCUGGACAGGAGGGCUGCUGCACUGGGCAGGAAGCUGGCGAAAGGCCUGGAGACUGAUGAGGAAGAGGAAGAAGAGGAAGAAGAUUUCUACGAUGUGUCUGAGAUGGAGGUCUCGGGCAUUGUCUUCAGCCCUGUGAAGAGCCGCUCCAGACUUUGCUCCGCACGGGACCUCUUUGCCACCCCAACCCCUCAGAGCUUCCAGGUUGGGAUUAAUAUCAUUGAAGCACAGAAGCUGGUGGGGGUGAACAUUAACCCCUUUGUGGUAGUCAAGGUUGGAGAGGAGAAGAGGCACACGGCAACGCAGAAGUCAACAAACUGCCCCUUCUACAAUGAAUAUUUUUUGUUUGAAUUCCAUGAGCCAAAGGACAUUUUAUUCCACAGACUCAUAGAGAUCUCAGUUUUUCAUGCAAAGAAGAUACCGUUCCUGGGAACAUGCAUAGGAGUGUUCAAGAUGGACGUUGUGACGGUGUACAGCCAGCCAGAUCACAGGUUUUUCCAGAAGUGGGCAGUUAUCAGUGACCCCACGGACACCCGGGCAGGUGUGAAAGGCUUUGUCAAGUGCAACAUCUCUGUCACCGCACGUGGGGACGUUGUGGGCUCCCUUCCCACCUCCUCCAGCAGCCGGGAUGAGGACAUUGAAAGGAACCUGCUGCUGCCUAAGAGAGUUCCUGCAGAAAGACCCUGGGCCAGGGUCUGCAUCAAGCUGUAUCGUGCUGAGGGCCUGCCCAGCAUGAGCGCGGGCAUCAUGGGUGGUUUCUCCAAGAUCAUAGGGGAGAAAAAAGUCUUUAUUGACCCAUACGUGCAGGUCUCGUUCUGCGGGCAGCAGGGGGAAACGUCAGUGGAGACCAACACCACUGAGCCUGAGUGGAACGAGCAGAUCAGCUUCAUUGAGAUGUUCCCGCCUCUGGCCAGGAAGAUAAAAGUCCAGGUGCUGGAUGAUGCCAAUGUUGGUGACGUGGCCAUCGCUACACACUACAUUGACCUGCAGCAGAUCUCGGACCCUGGCAGGAAUGGCUUUAACCCCACGUUUGGCCCAGCCUGGGUGAACCUCUAUGGCUCCCCCCAGAACUCGACUCUGCGGGACAUCCACAAGGACCUCAACGAGGGCAUGGGUGAGGGGAUCUUCUACCGUGGGCGCAUCCUCAUGGCCAUCACGGUGGAGAUCUUCAGCAGCCCCAGUGUGGCAGAGAGGAAGCUUGGGGACAAGACAAAAAGUGCCCUCAGCAAACUGAAGCUGAAGAAGAAAAGUAAGAAAUCCAAGGAGAAAGCCAAAGAACUGAUCCAGCUGCAGGGAGAGGAGGAGGCUGAGGGCUCUCAGGAGACUGAGCAGCCUGGGGAAGUCACUGUGGAGGUGGAAGAGCUUCAUCCGCUCCCUGAGAAUGCGUUGGGGAGGAAGGAGGAAUUCCUUCUCUUCGCUGCCUUCUUUGAAGCCACUAUGAUGGACUCCUCCCUCAGCUCCAAGCCCGUCAGCUUUGAGGUCUCUAUAGGAAACUAUGGCAAAGCUGAAGAGGUUGUGACCAAAGUAUGGAGAAAAGUGGGAAAGGGAGAAGUGAAAGAAGAAAAGCAGCCUUUGCUGGACUCGGGUUCAGAUGGUGAGCUGGAUGUUGAAGUCCUGGCCCCAGCUUCAGCAGCACUGAACAAGUCAGUGACGAAGAGCCAGAGACCAGAGCCCAUGGAGUAUGACAGGUCAUACAGCUGCCUGCCCAUGACGCAUGAGAAACCCUGCGUGCACGUGUGGAGCUACUGGGAGGAUCACACCUGGAGACUCUGCAUUUCCAACUGGAUUGUUAAGCUGGCAGAGCGCCUGGAGCAGGGGCUGGAUGACGUGGAGAAGCUUAUGAGAAGGCCAAAGGCAAAAGCAGAAGAGCGGCUCAGAGAGGUGCUGGAGGAAUUUGUAGCUGGAUGCAGGCAAUAUUCACUCAACUCGGAGAGAAAAAUAAUGGCACAUCCAAACAACCUGGACAGAUGCCGGAUGAAAUAUCUGAUGCGCAACAUC